Molecule: messenger RNA, 714 nt
Organism: Ordospora colligata OC4
Lineage: Eukaryota; Fungi; Microsporidia; Ordosporidae
Exons: 1
Coding region: 1-714 (237 amino acids)
Cellular component (GO): membrane; endomembrane system
Source: RefSeq, a predicted model, not a curated record
AUGGCAUCCAAACGGUACUUCCAAAUGCUGACUGAAAUACUCAAGGGCGUACUUCUGCUUCUCUGUGUGUACGGUGCAUCAGAUUACUCACAGACAAAGGAGAACAUCGAUCUUUCAAACAGGAUCAUCGGAGGAAAUCACGUGUACCUUACGUACAUUAGUCUGUACAUGACGAUCAUUACGUUAUUUCUCAGCUACCUAGUCAAGCAUUUUGGAUUCUCAAGUAUCAAGAGCAUAUAUAGAGAUGCACUUGCAAUCACAUUGCCUAUUGAAGCACUUGUGACAUCAGUGUUCUGGACACUCAAUGCCAUAGAUCCUACACUACUCAAGGAUAAAGAUCUAUACUCAGCUGGCAUCAGAACACCACUCAUAAGUGAACUUUCCAUUCAUCUUGUUCCAAUGGUCUUACUUCUUGCUGAUCAGUUUGGCACAGAAAUCAAACACAAGAACCAUCAUUAUCAUGCGCUAAUUAUUAUUCCGCUUGUAUAUCUGUUUAUUAUCCACUACGUUUACUGGGCAAACAGCUACUGGAUUUAUCCGUUCUUAGGAAGCAUUCCUGCAGUCAUGCGUAUUGGAUUGACUUUGAUUUUCAUUGUUGUUAUUCUCAUAUAUUACAAUCUCUUCCAGGUGAUCUCAAGACUCGUUGCCAAAAGUAAUCCUGAGCACUCCAAAAACACUCACACUAAGCACUCUAAAUACUCAAAAAAUAAAUAA